Messenger RNA from Symbiodinium sp. CCMP2456, 5043 nucleotides. NCBI's taxonomy places the organism in Eukaryota, Dinophyceae, Suessiales, Symbiodiniaceae. The record is from the annotation of a GenBank genome assembly.
AUGGCUGACUCAGAUGAUGAUUAUGAAGCUAGGAAAGUGUCCUUGAUCUGUGACGAGGAGGAUGAGGAUCUCCUGAGUUCAGCUACAGAAGGCGCCGAGAGUGAUGGGGAUUACCACUACGAUGGUGGGGAGCUGCAUGCGAUAGACAGACUGAAGAGGUUUUGGGAUCAGCGAAGAUACAAGACCUCAACGAUGUUGCUUAUCGUGAUCUUCUCUCUCGUGAAGGCCUUGGAAUACCUGAUGAGAGAAAACUACAAGUCUGAUCUUCGGCGAGGAGUGGGACGUGCAAGUGUCUGCAGCGUCCAAUUCUUCGCGCAGGUUCUCAGCCUGCUUGCUUCCGUGGCCAUAUCGCUCCACCAAGAAGGAAGCUGGCGCUUCAUGCGCCGCGUUCUGUGGAGCUCCAGAAUACUGCACUUCGGACUGCUUGGCGCGAUGUUCAUGUUUUCAUUCUGGCUCCAGAUCAGCGCCAACACUCGCCAUGGGCCGAAAGUUUGGUCCAACAUUGCGAGCUAUUCUGGUACUGUUCUGGCUCCCUUUCUCAGCAUGCUGUACUUCAACCGUGUCUACGGCACGAUGCAGUGGCUCUGCUUUCUCAUGAUUACGUUCGCUUUGUGUACGUUCAUCGCCCUCCGGGAGCGUUACUCCGAGUGCCCGGCAUACUCCGACAUUCGCUGUGGCUCACGGCAGGCUGUGCUCUGGAUACAAUCGAACGCGGACUUUGCCGGAGCCGGCAUUGCCUUCGCAGCCAUCAGUCUGCGGAUCUUCGCAUCAAUUCUCCUCGAGCGCUUGUUUCACACCUGGAAGGAUUAUUAUGCAGUUCUCAAAAUCAACAUGGACUUUGCGGCCUGUGGUGUUGCUAUGUUGGGUUGGCUGCUGGCGGAUCAAAUCACAGACGAAGCCACAAAGUUUCAGCUGAACUCCUCCACGUUUUGGGGUACCUGGGCUGCAGAAGACUACGCUUUGGUAGCGGUUCUGGCUGCUUGGUUCUGGCUGAGCGGCCUGAUGGUCAAGCAGCUGAGCACCACCGUUUGGGUCAUGUUUGGCCAACUUGCCGCGACAACUGCAAUAUUCAUCAAGGAUCCGCUCUCUGCUGAUGAGCACAACUUCGGUGUUCGUCUUGGGCCAUCCUUGAUGCUGCUGAUCAUCGCAUGGAUGGCGUCUCUUAUGAGGAGGACCGCUGAAGUAUAUGAGGACGAAAGAAAAAUGGGUGUCGUCGAUGCGCGGAAAGUUGUUGUCGGACAGGAGGACUGGGCGGCUGCCGCCAGUGCGCAAACGAAUGAGAUCGACUCGAUAUCUGACAAGCUUUGGCAUGGUGUGUGCAUGUCGAGUGAUCCCCUUUCAGCAGACGAGCUCCCAUCUGGCAGCCCGUGGCUAGUUUGCGGCUACGACAAGGAGGAUGAACUGCAUCACUUGCACAAGGAAGAGGAGGAAGAGGAGCAAAGCUCCGGUUCAGGCAUGGACACGCAGAUGCUGGUGAUUUCCCUCGCCUAUGCAGCGACUGAUACAUUGAAAACACUCCUGAACUCCUAUGCACUCUCAAGCUCACAGAUCAACGUGAACUCCAUGUCCUUCCUGUCUUUCCUCGUAGGACUUAUCUUCGCUUCACUGAUGACCUGGUAUGCACAUGGACUGGGCUGCUCACGGCAAUCGGACGAGGAGAGUGCGGUGGAGAAGCCUGAAAAGGGGCUCCUGCAAGCCUGGAACUUCCGAAAAAUCUUGGAAUAUUCGGGCUCGUCGGUCUUACAAGCAGCGACCAUGUGCCUCAGCAACAUGGCCUUUGCCUUCGGUCUUUCCCCCGCAAUGUCUGCAGUGCUGGGCAAGGUGUACACGCCGGUUCUGGCUGUUGGGGAGCGGCUGAUCCUGAAGAAGCGCAGGAAGACGAUUGAAUGGUUUGCCGUUACCAUCCUGACGCUCGGCACCUUCGCAUUCCUCUAUCUGCAGAUAUAUGACUACGAGGAAGGAUUGGCGAAGGCAAUGUCCAACUCCUUCCCGCUCAUUUUGUGCAUUCUCGGUGCUUGCACGGCCGCAAUCCAGGCGUUAGUGUCGCAGGGCAUCUACGAAGCCAAUCGCGAUGUGGACUUCUACAUGAACAAAGUUCGCUUUGAUGCCGGGAGUGCAGCUUUCAUUCUCGUUGCCGUGCCGCUUCUAAGCCUCACGGCCAGUCGCGGCAAGGACCUUCUGUGGUUGCCACGAGCUGUAAAUGCCGACUGCGACGUGAGCCAGUGCUGGCCAAAGGUUCCAUCUCUGGCGAACGGGGGCUCGAUACAUUGGCCUUGGUCAAUGGAGGAGAGCAUGAUGACCUGCACGCCGGAGGCUUGCACAGGCAGCUGCGCCUGUCAAACCGGCCUCUUUGCCGGAUGGGGCCUGCAGCCGGAGCUGUACUUGUUCUUGGGAGUGACUGCUGCUAGGCUUGCAGGCAAAAUGCACUUCCGAUGUUGUAUCGAUUCCAACUUGCUAACCGCAGCGCUCAUGGAUCCCCGUUCUCUCUCAGCCAUGCGCAUAUGCUUGUACAAGAGGUUGCAGGAGACCACUCGGGAACCGCAAUUGCAGUAUCGCCUGGAGCGGCUCUACCAACAAAUGGUGUGCAUUGAGCACGAGAUGGUGUCAAGUAUUGCCCGCACUUCUGCGGACGACGAAGUGAAGCACAAGAUCAACGGGAUGCAGCUUCGAAUGCAAAGUGUCAUUAGGGAUGAGCUGAACUCUUUGUGUGGUUCGACCCGCGAGCCAGCAGAAAUCGCACGAGACAUUGGCUGCUGCGUGCUUCAAGCAACGUCAAGUCAUGGGCGAGACAUAAAUGGACACAACGACGACUACCGCCUAGAAAACCACAUUGACAUGGUAUCGGACAAGGUGAGGGUCGCGGCUUUUAGGUCUGCAAUCUCCCGUUGUGCGAAAGGGAAGUCUGUGCUGGAUGUUGGCACGGGGGCCUUCUGUUUGCUAGCUCGCAUGGCUCUGUGCUCUGGUGCUUCGCGCGUGGAUGCGGUGGAGGUGAAUGCCAAGGCCGUCACUCAUGCUGCCAAGUUGUUGCGCCAUGAGGUCACCAUGAGGAAUCGGAGUCAGAAUCUGAUAGAGGGCUUGAAGCUAGAUGAAGAGCUCUCCACCUCCUUCCCGGACAUACCACCAUUGGCCGAGCCCGAUGCAUCGGUUACAUCCUUGGAAGCCGAGACAACUGGGCAGCUUGACAGAGCCCCGAGCGCACCCUGUUACACAGUUUUGGUGCGAAGCCCAGCGGUCUCCUCUCGGCUGCGCUUGUAUUCGGGCUCUCUGCAGAGCCUACACUUGCAGGGUCCUUACAGUCUCAUCGUGCAUGAGCUGCUGGGCCACAUCGCCAGCUCAGAGGGGGUGGCUGAGACCCUUCAAACUUUGCGAUGUCGUGGUCUCUGCACGGAGCGAUGCACCUUCAUUCCGAGUGCUGCAGGUACGCUUUUCGCACCGACCAGCAAACUGAAAGCAAGUUCUCUGGAGAAAGUGCUUCACUGCUUCUUUAAUGCUGAAACCAGAAUCCAAACACAAACAAAAUACCACGCCAGGGGUUUUGAUGCCGCCAGGCUGAUGGCAAGGCCGCGGUUCUUUGAGUUUUUGGAGUUUUCGGUUGAAGGCUUGGCAAAGCUGGAGAAUACCUGUCGGAGUCGAGUGGUGUUCAUAACCGACAAGGAGGGCGAGUUCGAUGGCCUUCACUUCCAUUUGCAUGUGCAGCUGGACGAGCUCACCGAAAUUGACACCUUGUCUUCUGCAACGACUUGGUCCACAACCUAUGUGAAGUUGUUGGAGCAAGCCGUGUGGCUCCCGGAAGGUGCCCGCAUAGUUUGCGAGUGUGAGUCGGGGUCGAGGUCUGGAAUGCGACGAUACUCGGUAGAUGUGUCCGUGGGGGAACCGUGGGAUGAACGGCCGCUAGCUUCUUUCUGCUGGGAAGGGGCAUACGAGCACCGCCAGCAGAAGAUGUACGACGGCUCGCGGAACGUGACGGAUGCACAGACAGAGUUUCUGUUAAAAUCGCGGGCGUCUGUGAAAGAACGCGAGAAUACGAAGACGUGGCUGCUGCAAGCAAAGCGGCUGUGCCCCGGGCAAAUCCACGAGUCCCGUUCAGCCAUGAGCAGGGGCGAAAGAAUGAAGCACGGUUCUGUACGGUACCUUGGCCUGCAAUGCAAGAUAAUGCAAGGCAGUUCUGUGAUCGAUUUUAUGAGAAUCCUGGUCGGCAUCAUCUAUGACAAGUAUGGAUCGCUUCACCGCGCCAAGUGCGACGCAUUUGGACUGCUGUUGGUCUACUGGGUUGGCAACCCUUUGCUCAACUACUUGACGGAGGGCACGAGCUUCCACGUGAGUCUGCGGGACGAGUGCUUGGACAUCGUGUCCUUCAUCGUACCUCUGGCAGCUUUGUCCACGGACAUAGGGAAGAUCAUGACAUCGGAAAUGCUGCAGAAGGUGUCUGCAUUCCGUAUGGGUCUUUUCGCCGGCCUGCUAUCACGCGUUCGUGGCCGGGAGGUCGUCGUGAUGUUCAGUGAUCCAGGUGGUGCCCAGGAGGAAGAGUUCCAAGAAAUUAUAGAGCUUCUGGAUCAGCGCGCUGCUGAUAUUCGAAAGAAGGGUGCGCUUGUCCGUGUGGUGGAUGACAGAGAUAUUCCUGAUCACUGGCUGGGCAAACUGAGAAUACUCUUCAACUCCAAUGUUGGCAAAACUCAGCAGAAAGCGUACAAAAGCUUGCGCGACCUUCUGAGCGACGCCAGGAUCGAGUCUGCACCAACCAGGGUCGCGAUUGGCGUCAAUUCUUGGAGCCGAAACUACCACAUGGUCGCACUAUGCAGGCACGGAGUCAGUGCCAGCACAGCUGGCCUGAGCCAAAGCUCCGUGAGAAGCCUGGGAAUUCAGGAGAUCAAGGACUGCAAGGAGGCUUUCGCGAAAGCGGCCAGCAUGCAUGAAAAGCUGAUGAAAGUCACCAAGGAUCCUGUGCACCGCCAUCACCAAACAUCCCUCGAAGCCCUGAGGGACGGCUUGAAGCCACAAGAAGCGACACCGCCAUACGUGCAGUUCAUAUCAGAGGAGAGGUGA